Molecule: messenger RNA, 8032 nt
Organism: Pecten maximus
Lineage: Eukaryota; Metazoa; Mollusca; Bivalvia; Pectinida; Pectinidae
Product: kelch-like protein 24
Exons: 2
Coding region: 735-2603 (622 amino acids)
Molecular function (GO): protein binding
Source: RefSeq, a predicted model, not a curated record
CUGUCGAGUGCCCAGACAAGAAUCGAACCCGGGUCUCCGGCGCAGUGAUAAGCCACAGCUCUACCUCCUGAGCUAAAGAAGCAUGCUCCGUCAGCUAAUUAAGUGAUAGUGGCCGCAUUAACAGCUUUUACAUGCCUGUUAGCGCGGACUUGAUGUAUUUUGUAGUUUCCUAAAACAUCGUAUUGAUGUAUUUGAAAUGCCUUGUUGGAUACAAAUCAAACUUAGCUGUCAGGUUAUUGAAUGACAAUGAGAUAUAUUGUAGGCCUAUGGGCACCGCUUUACUUUUUACUUCCAUCUAGUGAGCUUUUAGUCUGUAACAGGAAAGAGUAGUGUGCCUCCACCGGGGAUCGAACCAGCGACCCUGUAUAUCACUAUGUACAAUUAAAACCUGCCGCAAGUCAACAUUUAAAUAGGUGAUAUCCCUAAUGAUUAUCUGACAUCACUAAAAGGACUAAGUGAUACCACUAAAUUGGAAUAAAAAAGUAAAACGGCACUCCGUAAAUAUUAUGUCAACGGUUUCAAGUUAUUUUUCCCGCCACAGUAGACUUAGUCAUGAUCUCUGCUGUGUUUUGUUGUAGUAUAUCUUAUUCAAGCGUUUGUUAGACACUGGUGAUGUUUUGGAAACGUACGGAAAUGUGCGGAGUUCCUUCCUCAUUAAAAUUUAAUUGAAAUCCGCGAGAUGACAUAAAAGACUUGGAUUGUGACAGCCAGCUAUAGGCGGAGUAUUUGUAUGGAUGGAACCUCAACGAUCAAACGUACAGGUAAUGGAAGGCAAACUGAAAUACCUGUCCAUCUUAUCUUCUGGCAUGGAGGCCAUGCUAGCAAGUGGUCAGCACUCGGACGUGACAGUGGAGGUCGGAGAGCGACGCUUCCUGUGCCACAAAGUCGUCCUCGGUGCUGUUUCGCCCUACUUCGAGGCUAUGUUUUCACAUGACAUGCGUGAGAACCUGGACAACCUUGUGACACUACAUGACAUAGACCAGGACAUCUUUGAUAGUGUCUUACAGUACAUAUACACUGGUGAAAAUGUUGUUUGUGAACUUAAUGUAGAAAAAGUUUUCCAAGCAGCUUCUCUGAUGCAGAUUCCGUGUCUACAAGAGCGUUGUGAGGAGUUUCUACUUGCCCAAGCAUCCUAUGAAAAUUGUAUAGGAAUAUGGAAGAUUGCUAAAGCACACAACAGGAUGAAACUAGCAGACAAAGUGUGGAUAACCAUUUUAGAAAAUUUCCCGGUGAUAUCUACAACAGAAGAUUUUCCUAAUCUAGAUGCAGAUGAACUUGUCAGUAUCAUCAGUAGUGAUGACCUAAACUCCCCCAGUGAGGAGUUUGUGUGUGAUGUGGCUAUGCAGUGGAUUGACCACAGUACAGAGGCCAGGCAGGAGAAGCUGCAUGAGAUCUUGGCAAGUCUACACCUCCCCCUAGUCUCCAGCGACUACCUCUUUAAUCUCAUGGACAAAAAUCCCUAUAUCAAGACUGAUUCCAGAUGUAUGCGAUCUCUGUUAGAUGCACUGAGGUACCACACAUGUGUUUCUCGUCGCCAAGACUUCACAUCACCUCAGGCGAGCUGUCGACAGAACGGGUCAAAGGAUGAUGUGUUGGUGGUGAUAGGAGGGCUUCUAUCUACAACACCUCGCUACCAAACCACUAAGGAAGUUCUGUGUUUCAGUUUUCAGCAGCACAAAUGGUUCUAUCUUCCCUCUCUCCCAUAUGACCCUGGUUAUGAGUUUGCUGCCUGCACGUAUGCAGACAGGUUGUUUAUAUCUGGAGGAUGGCUGAAACUCCAGGGUAUGGCAGAGUACAAAACACACAAAAAUCAGUGGGAAGUGUGUGCCUCUCUGUGUAAUGGCCGCUGUGGCCAUGUCAUGGUAGCAGUCACUGACUCUAUCUUUGUGAUCGGAGGCCGGGAUGGACGUGCUCCAGCAAUUACAAGUAUCGAAGAGUUCAGUCUUCAGACAGAGAAGUGGACCAAUGCUGGUGACUUAGUCCUAGGUGUGAGGUCUACCUCUGCCUCAGUCAUUGGAGAGAAGGUGUUUGUAUUCGGUGGCAUCACAGAGUCGGACAAAGACUCUAACUCUGUCCAGUGCUUUGACUCCCGAAUGAGGACAUGUACCAUCAUCGGUGACCUCCCCUUCACCUGUAGACUGACUCGGACUGUGUCCUUGGAUACAAAUGUGUACGUGUUGGCUCCAGAUGGACGAGUACUUCAGUUCAAGGACCCAACACACAUGAAUAAUCUUCUUCAUGCAUCAUCUCCUCGUGGCCGGCUGGAUUCUUCCAACUCCGAUACAAGUGUUUCUGAUACUGAACCAUGCUCUUCUACUUCUUCAGAAGCUUCUAUUCAGACUUUGGGCAAACUCAGGUUUCGACUUCCAAACUUCAGCCAACAUCACUUUGAAGUCAUUCAGUACAGAGGCAAGAUUUUACUAGUGGGAGGCAAGACACCCGACAAUAAUAUCUUGAAGAACGUCAAGGUGAUCGACCUGAGUAAGAAAAUUCUGGAAAUCGAGUCAAUGGAAAAUCUAGAGAUGCCGUCUGCUCGCUGGUGUUUUGGGUGUGUCAAGACUGUGAUACGUCGUGACUAUCUCAACAAUGAGAUAUGUGUUUAGACAAAUGUGAUAGAAUAUAUAGUGCAUCUUUGUCAAGGAAAUGUAGCUUGUUAUUUUAUAACAUGGUGUUAGUCAUAUUGAAUAACUUUGUUUUGUUCAAUUUUAAGAGAUUGCAGUGCAAUGAAAUCUGUAAUAAUUUACAAUGAUUAUAUGUUAAUAUCUAAUUAAUUACAUAUUAAUGAAGUUGACACUUGCUAAAUCAUAUUCAUUCCUAUGCAUAAAACUUGGUCUGGUCACAUGUAAGCUUCUGUUCAUCAGAUCUUACAAAGUUAUACUGUAUACUGGGAAACUUUUGCCUUUGUUAAUUUGCUAUUUUCACAGAAUCAGAAGAGAAAAAGUUCCACUUCUACCUACUGAAAUACUUCACAUAUGGUUAAUUGGUCAAAAACAUAAAAACAUAAUUUUAUGUCAUACUCAUAGGGUGAAAAUUCCCUGAGGCAAAAGUUUCCAAGAAUACACAUUUUAAACUAUUUAUAUUUUCUGUAUUGUUAUUUGAUAUUUAUAAUAUAAAGCAUCCUUAUGGUAUUAUACUGUGUAUGAUGUAUGCAGGGUAAUGUGGUCACUGCCACCAUUUAAAUGUUACAUUCCAUUGUCAUUAGAGUGGCUGUGUAAUUAAUUAAUAUAAAGUCACUAUAAUAAAUGUAUUUAGACAGUUUGUCCAAGAAUCUCCCAAAGUUUUAUGGUACAUCAUGAUCACUGGACAUACAUCAUACAAGUUUCUGCAAAUUAUUUGGUCUCUUGGCCUAAAAUGGUGUUCUAUAAAGAUAUUUGUUCUGAUAUUUGCAUAAUUUGUUUUAUAAAAUGUUAUUGUCUGAUGUCUUGUUUGCAUUGUUGUGAGCUGUGUAUAUUUUGUGACGUUAAUAUUGUCUGUAUAAUAUUUGAAUAUCCAUGUCUAUAUUUUGUGACGUUCAUAUUAUCUGUAUAAUAUUCAAAUGUCUAACGUCUUGUAUGCUUCUGUGAUGUACAGUGUAUAUCAAUAUAUAUUAAGAAGAUUAUUUGCAACUCUGGAGAUGAAUUAGAUUGCCAUUUCAAUCAAGAUCACAGGGACCAAGAUUUAUCAUUUCUUUAAGUGCCCUGUUUUCCAUACCAGGUAGUCAUGUGUUGUUCUUUGUUAUUGUCUAAUCUACAAUGUAUACAAAGUUGACGCCAUCAUCCUCAUGUACGACAAUACUGAUACAGGUAAUUAAAGAUAGGUAUACAUGUUUAUAUCCUGAUGGGACGAAUUAGUGAUAUGUGACUUCCAUAGACUUCCAUAGAUCUUAUUGUCUUGUCUCCUAUAGCUACAGUGAUGAAGGUAAAGGAGUUGUAGAGUCACAAAUCAAAUUAGAUGCUAGUGGAUGUCCUCAACCUAUCUACAGAUGUGUAGAUCUAGAGUAUUAUACAAGGUAGUGAUGGGAACCAGUUUUACUUUCAGAAUCGAUAAUCGGAAACUCAAAAUCGAUUGAUUAUAAUUAUAUUUAUAUUAUUGGUUUUCUAAAUUUAGCACAGAAUUACCCUUUUGUAGAAAAUAUAUUUACAUCUCAAAACAUUUAUUACACGUCUUAGCCUUUGUUAUCAAUAUUUUUAAUAUUGAACACAAACAAAGCAUUUAACAUGUUACAGUUGUACAUGUUAAUAUACAUGUAUUCAAUUUCCUUGAUUACUUGAAAACAUAUUGAUCUGUAAAAUAUUAAAGAUCUUGGUUUGGUAACAUUACAAAAAUAUGCAAAGCCGAAGAUUUACAAACACUUUCAGAAAUUUAGGAUUAAUUGCCUAUUGAAAAUGGUCAUUGAUGAUUAGUUUUCUUUUCUUUUUCCUUUUUUUUUUUUUUUUUUUUUUUUUUACUUAUUUUCGAUUAUCAGCGCAACACUAAUACAACUUUCAUCUCCCAAACUGAUCAUUCGUAUUUCUGUAUUUCUGUAAAGGAUGUUAAUUUGCAUAUUUACCUGUACAGUGUAUUUCUAAUGUAUACAUGACAAUAGUUUUAUGUGGUAUUUUUAUUUAUGGUCUAUUGUUAAGUUUACACAAAAAUUAUGUAUAUAAAAUUACAUAAAAUGAAAGUAUUAUCCCACCAUACUGAUGAUGUAGAUAAACUUUAACUUUUUAAGGCUGUGCAAUUUCAGUGUACAAGGUAAAUGUGUAAUUGUGUCAUCACUUGUCGCAGUGAUGUCAACUCAUACGUACAAUAACUGUGUUAGUCAGAACCUAAUUACAUGUAUACAUAAUUGUACCAUAUUUUCCACCAAUAAGCCCAUGGUUUGUGAAAACCAGUCCAAAUUCUGUCUAUUGCAAUUCAGUGACAAAUGGUAAUAAUAACCAUUUUAGGAUUUCAUUGCAUGUAAAAAGUUUAUCUCUUUGAGUAAAAAUUGUUGGACCCCUGGGCUUAUAAUUCAUUCAAUGUCAUGAAUGUUUUAAGAAGGAAUUAUCAAACAAUAUGCAACGUUAAUAUAUGAUCUACAAAAUAAUUAAUAGGUCUUUGUAUGACUUUUUCAGGAUUUUGUAGACCUAACAUGUACACUAGAAUAACAUAUACAGCUGAACAAGUUGUUAGAUUUUCUGUAUUACCUGUAUAAGGGGCUGUCAGUAACAGAUUUUCUGUAUUACCUGUAUAAGGGACUGUCGGUAACAGAUUUUCUAUAUUACCUGUAUAAGGGACUGUCGGUAACAGAUUUUCUGUAUUACCUGUAUAAGAGACUGUCGGUAACAGAUUUUCUAUAUUACCUGUAUAAGGGACUGUCGGUAACAGAUUUUCUGUAUUACCUGUAUAAGGGACUGUCGGUAACAGAUUUUCUGUAUUACCUGUAUAAGGGACUGUCGGUAACAGAUUGUCUGUAUUACCUGUAUAAGGGACUGUCGGUAACAGAUUUUCUGUAUUACCUGUAUAAGGGACUGUCGGUAACAGAUUGUCUGUAUUACCUGUAUAAGGGACUGUCAGUAACAGAUUUUCUGUAUUACCUGUAUAAGGGACUGUCGGUAACAGAUUGUCUGUAUUACCUGUAUAAGGGACUGUCAGUAACAGAUUUUCUGUAUUACCUGUAUAAGGGACUGUCAGUAACAGAUUUUCUGUUUUACCUGUAUAAGGGACUGUCGGUAACAGAUUUUCUGUAUUACCUGUAUAAGGGACUGUCGGUAACAGAUUUUCUGUUUUACCUGUAUAAGAGACUGUCGGUAACAGGACUAACUUAUCACAACUUUGUGCCAAUAGAAGAUUUUAGUGUGUAUAAUUACUGUUUUUAUAUCUGAUAAGCCUUUAGGCUAUAUCAGUCAUUUUGACAUUUUUCCAAUUAACAACCUAAGUAUUUGAGUCUUUUUUUAUAACUUAUAAAUUAUGCAAAGGUAGUAUAGAUUUGUACAUUAGGAUACAUUUAUUGGUAUCAGGUAGAGGCUAGUACAUGUGCAUUAAAACAGGAGAUAGUAUUAAAGCCUGGUAGUUUAGUUUCUAAAAUUGUAUACAUUAUGAUCAUGGUAAAAGUUUAUUUAAAUUUAGACAGGGAAAGAUGUCAUGCAGUGUAUUAAAUUGUAGAUUUGUUUUCCGUCUUAAUCUGAACAGCAAGCACAGAUUGUGUUUCACAGACCUGACGUAAAGACUAGUCCAGUCAUACAGGUGGUGACUCUGUGACAGAUAACACAGAAUUUAUAUGUGGCUGGAGGGCCUCCAAGGUGUAGUACCUGGUCAGGUCACCUACAGUUAACUAGAGUACUGUAUCUCAACCUUCUACAAAACCUGCUAUGUUAUGUAGCCUAACCCUGACCACAAUCUCUCCCUGUCCCCUAACUCCAUGUUAUGUAGCCUAACCCUGACCACAAUCUCUCCCUGUCCCCUAACUCCAUGUUAUGUAGCCUAACCCUGACCACAAUCUCUCCCUGUCCCCUAACUCCAUGUUAUGUAGCCUAACCCUGACCACAAUCUCUCCCUGUCCCCUAACUCCAUGUUAUGUAGCCUAACCCUGACCACAAUCUCUCCCUGUCCCCUAACUCCAUGUUAUGUAGCCUAACCCUCACCACAAUCUCUCCCUGUCCCCUAACUCCAUGUUAUGUAGCCUAACCCUGACCACAAUCUCUCCCUGUCCCCUAACUCCAUGUUAUGUAGCCUAACUCUGACUACAAUCUCUCCCUGUCCCCUAACUCCAUGUUAUGUAGCCUAACCCUGACCACAAUCUCUCCCUGUCCCCUAACUCCAUGUUAUGUAGCCUAACCCUGACCACAAUCUCUCCCUGUCCCCUAACUCCAUGUUAUGUAGCCUAACCCUCACCACAAUCCCUCCCUGUCCCCUAACUCCAUGUUAUGUAGCCUAACCCUGACCACAAUCUCUCCCUGUCCCCUAACUCCAUGUUAUGUAGCCUAACCCUGACCACAAUCUCUCCCUGUCCCCUAACUCCAUGUUAUGUAGCCUAACUCUGACUACAAUCUCUCCCUGUCCCCUAACUCCAUGUUAUGUAGCCUAACCCUCCCCACAAUCUCUCCCUGUCCCCUAACUCCAUGUUAUGUAGCCUAACCCUGACCACAAUCUCUCCCUGUCCCCUAACUCCAUGUUAUGUAGCCUAACCCUCACCACAAUCCCUCCCUGUCCCCUAACUCCAUGUUAUGUAGCCUAACCCUGACCACAAUCUCUCCCUGUCCCCUAACUCCAUGUUAUGUAGCCUAACCCUGACCACAAUCUCUCCCUGUCCCCUAACUCCAUGUUAUGUAGCCUAACUCUGACUACAAUCUCUCCCUGUCCCCUAACUCCAUGUUAUGUAGCCUAACCCUGACCACAAUCUCUCCCUGUCCCCUUACUCCAUGUUAUGUAGCCUAACCCUCCCCACAAUCUCUCCCUGUCCCCUAACUCCAUGUUAUGUAGCCUAACCCUCCCCACAAUCUCUCCCUGUCCCCUAACUCCAUGUUAUGUAGCCUAACCCUCCCCACAAUCUCUCCCUGUCCCCUAACUCCAUGUAAUGUAGCCUAACCCUGACCACAAUCUCUCCCUGUCCCCUAACUCCAUGUUAUGUAGCCUAACCCUGACCACAAUCUCUCCCUGUCCCCUAACUCCAUGUUAUGUAGCCUAACCCUCCCCACAAUCUCUCCCUGUCCCCUUACUCCAUGUUAUGUAGCCUAACCCUCCCCACAAUCUCUCCCUGUCCCCUAACUCCAUGUUAUGUAGCCUAACCCUGACCACAAUCUCUCCCUGUCCCCUAACUCCAUGUUAUGUAGCCUAACCCUGACCACAAUCUCUCCCUGUCCCCUAACUCCAUGUUAUGUAGCCUAACCCUCCCCACAAUCUCUCCCUGUCCCCUAACUCCAUGUUAUGUAGCCUAACCCUCACCACAAUCUCUCCCUGUCCCCUUACUCCAUGUUAUGUAGCCUAACCCUGCCCACAAUCUCUCCCUGUCCCCUUACUCCAUGUUAUGUAGCCUAACCCUGACCACAAUCUCUCCCUGUCCCCUUACUCCAUGUUAUGUAGCCUAACCCUC